GGGAGCGCCCGCUGUGGAGAAAUACACCGGUUUGAAAAAAAAAAAAAAAUCCCGGUUCGCCAUCAGCAGCGUGAGAAUCCGGACUGUGGUAGCUCUGUGACCCAGCUGUGUGACUAAAGAAGCAGAUCAGUUAAGAUGGCAUCAGAAGACAUCUCCCAGUUGGCUGAUUCCCUGGCUAAGACCCAAGUUGGAGGAAGAGAGCUGAGCUUUAAAGGCAAAACUCUGAAACUUAACACAGCUAAGGAUGCAGAGGAAGUGAUCCAGGAGAUAGAGGGGUUUGAUGGUCUGCAGGCUCUGAGACUGGAAGGCAAUACUGUGGGUGUGGAGGCUGCAAAAGCUAUCGCUAAAUCCUUGGAAAGGAAAUCUGAGCUGAAGAGAUGUCACUGGAGUGACAUGUUUACUGGAAGACUGAGAUCAGAAAUUCCUCCUGCACUGAUAUCCUUGGGAGAUGCACUUAUCAUUGCAGGCGCUCAGUUGACAGAGCUUGAUCUGAGUGACAAUGCGUUUGGACCUGAUGGGGUACGCGGCUUUGAAGCUCUGCUCAAAAGUUCUGUUUGCUUCACCCUGCAGGAGCUGAAACUAAAUAACUGUGGCAUGGGCAUUGGUGGAGGAAAGAUUCUGGCUGCAGCACUGCGUGACUGUCACAAAAAGUCAAGCGCUGCAGGGAGGCCCUUAUCACUAAAGGUAUUCAUUGCAGGGAGAAAUCGUCUUGAGAAUGAUGGGGCCACAGCAUUAGCUGAGGCAUUUCGGUUGAUUGGCACCUUAGAGGAGGUGCACAUGCCUCAGAAUGGCAUAAACCACGCUGGCAUUACAGCCCUGGCAGAGGCUUUCAAGGCCAACCCACUGCUAAAGGUCAUCAACCUAAAUGAUAACACAUUUACUGACAAAGGUGGCAUUGCUAUGGCUGAGACUCUGAAAUCUUUAAGACAAGUGGAAGUGAUCAAUUUUGGAGACUGUUUGGUGCGUUCAAAAGGAGCCUCAGCCCUUGCUGAAGCUAUGAAAGAGGGGCUACAUAAAUUAAAGGAACUGAACCUCUCUUUCUGUGAGAUCAAGCGAGAUGCUGCCCUAUACUUGGUGGAGUCUCUGGAGGACAAGUCUGAGCUGGGAAAGCUAGACCUGAACGGGAAUAGUCUCGGUGAAGAGGGUUGUGAGCAUGUGCAGGAGAUUCUAGAUAAUUUCAACAUGGCUGGAGUCUUGGGCUCUCUGAGUGAUGAUGAAGGUGACGAGGAGGAUGAUGAUGAAGAUGACGACGAAGAUGAUGAUGAAGACGACGAUGAGGAUGACGAGGAAGCAGAGGAUGUUGAGGAGGAAGAAGAGGUGGAGGAGGAAGAGGAAGAAGCGGAUGAUGACGAUGAUGAUGAUGAUAAAGAGGAAGAAACCAGCAAGAAAAUCCUACAUCAACCAACCACACCCAUUUCAAGUGCACAGCCCCCUAUUGAUGCAUCAUCUUUCCUGAGCUUCCCUUCACCUGAUAAGCUCCUAAAAAUGGGUCCCAAACGUGCCACACUCAUAGCACAGCAAACUGAUGUCACAGACACUGAAAAAGUGGUCAGAGCAUUUAUCCAGAUCUCUUCGGUGUACAGGGAAGAUAUUACAGUGAAGACAGCAGUUGAGGAGACUGCAGAUUGCCUGAUGAAGAAAGCCUUUGACAACUCCGGUUUCCAGCCUGAUUUAUUUGUCAAUAGUCUUAUUGUGCACAUGGGUCUCCUAAAGAGUGAAGACAAGAUCAAAACGAUUCCACAUUUAAAUGGACCGUUGAUGACACUGAAUCACAUUGCACAGCAGGAUUAUUUUCCCAAGUCUCUAGUCCCUAUUCUUCGUGCUUUCAUCUCAAAGCCCAACACCGCUUUGGAGUCAAACCCCCAAGCCCGACAUGCUCUUCUGCAAACCCUUCACAAAAUGUAACCUCGUCCCUUCUGUGCAUAACUGGUAUUGACCAAUAUGAGAGGGGAACUGGGUGACAAUUGUUUUAAGUCUAAUCUCCUGGACACUCUGAUCUCUCCAAUGGCCCCGUCUCCAGUCUUUUUGUUUACAUUUACUAAAGAACAAAUCUUUCGCUGAUUUUCCCGAUAACCCUACUCUGCACCUCAGGAAGAAAAGAAACGUCAACUGUGCUAUCCAGCAGUGGACAUCAGUUGUGUUUUUUAGAUGUACAAUAUUAAUACUGCAUGCUUCUGAAUGAUUAUUUUAUUCCGCUGGCGGUGCCAGUGAUGCAUUGCUUACCCUUCCUUGUGCAGAGAAACAUGACUGUAUGCUCAGCGCUUUGUAGACUUGUUCUCAGCCAUGUUAAACACUUGAUGUGCUGGAGAGAGCAAUCCUAUAUUGUUAUUUACAUGUAUGUUGGUCCAUCAGGUGUCACAAACAUGGAUUAUUUUUUUAAAAUAGGGUUUAUAGUGAUUUAUGGUGUGUGAUAUAGUCACAGACUAUAAACCUGUAAUUUUAGUUUGAGAUAUUUCUGCUUGAAUUCUGUAAUCAGCCUUUGUCUACACCUGCGAGCACCGCUAGUAAUGACACCAUUGUGACUAUAGAGUAGCUUAUUAUAUAAAUAGUAGGUUACAAAUAUCUGUUAAGACGCACAUCUGUAUCUUGCAGUGGCGUGAUGUUUCAGAGACUGCAGCAGGAGGCCCAGUUCUGUAUGCUACUAUAGUGCCUGUUUUGUAAUCUUGGAUGGUGUUACAGGUAUCUGAGGUUGUAUGUUUGUCCUCAGUUGUUUUUUUUUUUUUAUAGGCGUUGCGUAGUAAAUAGGGAUGAAUCCAAUUUUAUGCCUAUUACUAGAAAAUUUCCUCAUAAAAAUCCAGAUUAAGGUGUUCUAAAGGAAAUAUUUAAUGUACAAAAAAACAUUCUUAUAGUCUCAGAAAAGCAGUUUUACAUUUCUGUGGUUUUCGUACAUCCCAAACUAUUGUAAGUUAUUGAGCUGAUACCCCUUGCACUGCAGCGUUCACUGGCAGCCAAGGGGGUGUAAUGAAAUUUGUACCUUUCUGUAAAUUUUUUAUAUGUAUAUGUUCAGACAUCUGCCCCAUGCCUCCUUGAGGUAUUAUUGUACCUGUGGCUGGUUAACCAUCUUUAACCCUUGCACUGCAUUGGAGGUCUGCAUAAUCUUAAAUUGUAUUGCUAUUGAUCUAUUGCAGCAUUUGAAUUGUGCAACAGACCCUAUUUACAAUGAUACAGAUAUAGUGAGGAGCCAGUCAUGAAAACCUUUAGCAUUUUCUAUGAAAAUAAAAUCGAUAACCCCCCCCCCCCCGAUUGCAGAAAGCACUGAUAUGUGCACAAAGUGCCAUUCUUUUUCAUUGUUAAGCCUUUGUAUUUUGUUACCUCAAAAAAAUGUAUGUUUCCUCCAAAACUCCUGAUAUUUGUUUAACUGCAGCAGAAUUCUCAUUUAACUUCCUUGAUUAUCAUUGUAGUGUUGUAUUGGAACAUACUCUAGAUAUCUACAGGUUAAAUCAGUAACCAAAGUAUCCUGUUAAAGCAGGUUACUCUAACAGUAAACAUUAUUUUUUAUACCUUUUCGUACUUCUACAGCACCUGCAGGAUAGGAUGUCUUGCUGUCCAGUAUCCUAUCAAUAUGCCCACAUUAAUGUGUUUAAAAAUUGCAAAAGUAAAAUAUCACUUGUAUACACUUAUAUAUACACUUCCUUUUAGCUCUAACGUCACAGAGAACUAGUUGUGGAAAUUAAGACCUGCAUGGCUUCCUAAGAUAAGUAGGAUUCAUCAUUUGUUUUGUGUGAGACAGAUACUUAAAUAGAUAGUAAUCUCCAAGCCAGUUUUACAUUAUAAUGCAUUAUGUACCCUGUUAAUGUGUGUGGUGGGAUGCUCAUUUUGUCUGUUAGAUUUCACCCAUGUACUGGCAUCUGUAAUCACUGCUAGUCUGUUCUUCGAUAAAAGACUUAGUGUGCUCCCGCUCAGGUUGAAGAAGUCAGUCACAUAGAAGAGACUUGUGCUUUUCAUGUCUUACCCAUCUGUUCUUCGCUGCUGAUGCCUUUAUCUUACACAGGAGCGCUAUACAUUUAAAUUGAUUAACAAGGGGGAAUAUUUGUGAUUUCAUGGGCCUACACAAGCGUGAACACUAACAAGAAACAAAGGGGAGUGUCCCAGCACACACAUUCACUAGGCACAUAUUGCAUCAUAAUGUAAAAACAUUCUUGAUGUUGACACAUGGAAGUGGCAUCUUAAAAGAGCAUGAAACUAAAACUUUUUUAAUGAUUCAGAUAUAGCGUUAAAUUUAAAACAACUUUACAAUUUACUUUUUUCUUUUAUUAUAUUUUGUUAUAGAGUGUUUAUAGAUAUGCUUUGAAGAAUACAAUAUAGCAGCGGUGCUUGCAAUAAUGUAUAACCGUUGUAAGCACUACUGCCAUAGAGUUUGAGCCAUGUGUUUGCUGCAGAGCAUACGGGAGUAGGCUCUUCGACAAAGAGAUCAAAGCAAUUUUGAUAACUGGAAAGUUUUUAAAAUUGCUUAUCUAUCUAAACCACGUAAAUUUGAUUUUGAUUUUUCAUGUCCCUUUAAAAUUAUUUUAUUAUCAUGCCAUCAGUUGCAAUUUAAGGAAAUCAAACGUAUUUCUUUUGCUUGCUGCCUUUUACAAGACAAAAAAAUACCUCCCUGGUUAUGAAAAUAUUGUGCCACGGCUCUAUUACCUGAGCUAUUAGGCUCAAUGACUUGCACAUUAUCUAAGCUGUCUGUUUCUUUGCAGCUUCAGACUGACUAAAUUCCCUCAGCCCGCACUUUUUAUUAAUCAGUAAUAAGCACAGAAGGGGCAGGGGGUUGGGCCAGUACUGCAGAAGUAGCUUUACUAUGUGAAACCAUGUGCUAUGACUAUCAUGCAGGUUUUUUUUAUAUUCCUGCCUCUCACAAAGAGCCUUAUCUUUUUAUAAACUAGUAUAACUGCAGAGAUUUGAGUGAAGAUUUAAUUGACAACUUAUUUGCUCCGUCCGUCCGUCCUUCCUUUACCAAUCUAAUAUUUGCUGAAGUACAACAUUGGCUAAUGUGGCAGUAACAAUUUGGUUACAAUCCGCUUAUGCUGGUUACCAACAUUGUGCACUGAGAUUUGUUGGUCACCUAAUCUAAAAAUAUAGCCCUUUUUUUUUUUCUUUUUUUUUUUACUCUUUAUUGCUGUAUGUAAUUUUCACAGUUUCCCAGAACCACCUGUAUUGGACGUAUUGUACAAAUGUGAUAUGUUCUGCUGUUCUUGCUGUUGUGCUUUAGCAAAUAAUAAGCUGUUUAAGCCACCUAGGUCUACAUGCCUGCUCUAAUCAGGUCCUGGAACACAUUCCUUGUGCACUUAAAAGGUUAAAAAAAUAAGGUUUAAUAUAGGAAAUCUGGGCUAAUUUGUGAUGUAAAUAUUUAAUUUGUAAUCUGUAUAAAUGUGUGAACAAAA
Bombina bombina (fire-bellied toad) is the source of this 5369-nucleotide messenger RNA. RefSeq names its product Ran GTPase activating protein 1 (gene RANGAP1). Gene Ontology annotation, molecular function: small GTPase binding; GTPase activator activity. Gene Ontology annotation, cellular component: cytosol; nucleus; perinuclear region of cytoplasm. The coding region runs from base 136 to 1905 and encodes 589 amino acids. Gene Ontology annotation, biological process: signal transduction; activation of GTPase activity; nucleocytoplasmic transport. The record is from RefSeq and is a predicted model, not a curated record. NCBI's taxonomy places the organism in Eukaryota, Metazoa, Chordata, Amphibia, Anura, Bombinatoridae. The transcript is spliced from 16 exons.